AUGGAGGCCAAGUUCAACUUGCUUGCAGGAAGAUGGUGCAAGAAGGCCCCCAAGCUGGUGGAGACUCCGACGACGUCGGCCUUUCUCAAGAGGAACGUCAUCGUCGCAACCGCCAAGGGUCGGUAUUGGCACCUCUCCGUCACCACCAAGUCCACCAUGAUCCACGCGUGUGGGGUCGAGUGGGACAUCUUCCAGCAUGUGCUCAAGAGCAACAACGACUACGUCUCCUUCCGCGGCGACGAAGUAAAGGCCGUUUUCAACACCGUUUGA
Molecule: messenger RNA, 270 nt
Organism: Saprolegnia diclina VS20
Lineage: Eukaryota; Oomycota; Saprolegniomycetes; Saprolegniales; Saprolegniaceae
Exons: 2
Coding region: 1-270 (89 amino acids)
Source: RefSeq, a predicted model, not a curated record